Molecule: messenger RNA, 911 nt
Organism: Funneliformis geosporum
Lineage: Eukaryota; Fungi; Glomeromycota; Glomeromycetes; Glomerales; Glomeraceae
Source: the annotation of a GenBank genome assembly
UAGCAACUCAUAUAGAAGAACAUAACGUAGUAGGAGAAUGGUAUUGUUAUCCAUGUAAAAAAUGGGUAGAUUGUUUAGCAGAGCAUCCCGAAACAAAAACAAUUGCAUUCUUAUUGGUUUACCAAGAAGGAGAAUUGAGAGUAUUUCCCACUGACCGUUCUUCUAGUUCAAAUGCAAGAAAUUUAAGAAAUUAUUUAAUGGAUGGUGGAAUGGCAGCAAGUGGAAAGUUUUAUAACAAUCCAAUCCUUGCUAUUUAUCCCAACCCUAACAAUAGUCAAAUUAAACCUUUAAGUGUUAUUAGAGUGGAAAAAAGGCAUAAGAUGUUAAAUACUCCUUUUAAACAUGUAGGAGUUUAUUUAGGAAAGAACCAAGUCUGUCAUGUUUAUGGUUAUUCAGAGGAUGAGAAAAAUAUGAAAGCUCAAACCACUAAUAUUAGUUUAUUCUUAGGAGAUACUGCUACUACUAAGAGAAGUGGAAAUGUGGAAGAGUUCAGACAGUUUAUUCCUUUUAUUCAUUGGAGUGAUGUAAAACAACGAAUUGCUUGGAUAGAACAAAGAACUUUAUUUCAGUUCAGGAUUAAACCUUUAUGGUGGAGUUUGAUAGUGGAUGCUGUAAGAGCAAACAAUAGAACUUCUAAUAAUAACAAAGGGCAAACUAUAAAGAUAUGUGAUGAAAUAAAUGAAAGUAAGAAAAAAUUAGGUUUAAGUAAUAAUUGGAGAUUCGAGCAACUAGAACAACAGAUUUUAAUUCCUCCAAAAGAGAAUAAACUCUUAAAAAUCCUUGAAAGAAAAAGAACCCAAAUAACAGAGGAAAAGAAAGCAGAAAAGAUUGAUAGGUUAUUAAAAGAGUGUGAUGAACUACUAGAUAAAAUUAAUGGUUUAGGAACUGAAUUUAAGGAACUUACUGAAUAA